AAUUCGUCAUCGAAACGGCACGAAAAACAAUCCAGAAGAAAAAGUUGAUAUAAAAUAUUUAUCGCGUGUCGUCGUGAUCGGUGCGUGCGUGCUUUCGGUGCAUUGUCUAUUUUUGUCGCCACUCGCGUUGAGCUUCUAGCGUGCGCGGUUUUAUUUUCUUCUGUUUUUAAUCAUUUCCAUUGGAGGAGCAAUCUCGAUGUGGCAUACUCCAUCCGUUGCCGUUACUGCGCCUUAGUUGGUUGUCGUUUGGACAAGGUAUUUCAUAAAAUUUGUUCGGAGGACGUAUUCUUAGUUUAGUUUAUUUGUUUGAGUAACCGAAUCUGGAGAAUACUGCCGGAAGUGACCGGUGAUGAGUGGGACUGGGAAAUGAACGAUAUUAGUUCUACACUAGGAGAGUCAGAUUCACAAUCAUCGGAAGUUUUGGGGCAGGAAGUUAUAGACUUAACGCAAGUGGGACCAGAAUUAGUUAUUCCCGAGGGAAUCAAAGACACGUAUAUUCAGAUAAUUUACAACCAAGCGUUGGUUUAUAUACGCGAAACCCUGGAUCACAUCGUGUUACUGAUCCUUGUCUACACCUUGCUAUGCCUGGUUUUGUACAAACUGCUCUUUCAUCCGUUCGGACGAUGGUUGAAAGUAGUUCGGAAGAGUCGGCUUCCAGCGAACUGCAACCGAGCGCUGCUGGUGACCGCCCACCCCGAUGACGAAUCAAUGUUUUUCGCACCGACCAUUCUGGAGCUGCGCCGCCGAAACUGUCGGGUCUUUCUAAUCUGCCUAUCGGAAGGGAACUUCAACCAUCAAGGGAGUGUGAGACGUCAGGAGCUCUGGGAUGCGUGUGAAUCUUUGGGUAUCAGACCGGAGGAUAUAACACUGCUGAACUCGACCCACCUGCAGGACGAUCCGGCGCUAGAAUGGAAAACGGUCACUAUCGCCAAUCAAAUCCUGAAGCACCUCGAAGCGCUGGAUGCGAAUUUGUUGAUUACCUUUGAUAAGGUCGGCGUUAGCGGACAUCCAAACCACUGUGCCAUCUAUCAUGCGACCGCGUCGCUCUGCUUGGCGGGACUGAUUCCAAACAAGUGCAAAGUUCUCACGUUGGAAUCGGUCAAUCUGUGUCGGAAGUACAUUUCAAUAUUGGAUUUGCCUAUCACUUUGCUGUUAUCUACAAACUGGGCUGUCCUCAGCUGGCAAUCGCGGCUGGCCGUUCAGAAUGCCAUGCGUCUUCACCGCUCACAGAUGGUUUGGUUUCGAAAGCUCUAUAUCAGGUUUUCCCGCUACAUGGUUAUCAAUUCUCUGCGGGAAAUCAAUCAAUCCGAUGUGGAGUUUGAAAUUUUAGACUCCUAAACUUUGGACCACCUCAGCACUCAGUAGGUUCACCAAACAACGAAGCUAGCUGCAUCGUCUGGAGGCGAGGAGUGAAUGUAUUAUAAAAUAGUAAAAGGUAGGUGAGAAUGUUUCUUCUCAAAUUUUCAACAUGAACGCAAAUCAAUAUCGAUUUUAUGGAGGCGAGAGAUGCGCAAUAGGUACUUUAAACUUUUUUCUAUCGAAUGAAAGCUUUAUUGCUGGAGAAAAGCAAAGUACAUCUAACCACAACCUUUUUUUUAAACUGCGCAUACUUGUAGACGGUAUUCAACGUAUAAGAUAACAGAAAACGCGAGAUGCUAAACUGCUAGUCCUUUUUGAUAGUAACCAUUGGAGGAAGUUGUGCACGCGACAUGAGAGCAUGGUACUUUUAUCACACUUAACGUAGACGUGCUAGAGUUAUUUAUUGUAGCUGGAGCUCUAUUUAGUUACAUCAAUUACUAGAGACGGCAUCUAUCCGAAUGCUGCACCAUACAAUAUUUGGUCACACUUUUGAGAAGGAGGCAAUAUCGUAAACUAUUAUUCCGAAAGGAGCAAUCGAUCCCAUUAGUAUUUUUAUGUAUAUACCAAAACGCAGCGAACGAUACUCUAAAUAUGUUGAAAUUUAUCAUUCUUUGAAAUAAAUUUUCGUCACGAAA
This is a messenger RNA of Armigeres subalbatus, 1994 nucleotides long. It is a transcript of the gene PIG-L, whose product is annotated as N-acetylglucosaminyl-phosphatidylinositol de-N-acetylase. The record is from RefSeq and is a predicted model, not a curated record. The transcript is spliced from 4 exons. Gene Ontology annotation, biological process: GPI anchor biosynthetic process. Gene Ontology annotation, molecular function: N-acetylglucosaminylphosphatidylinositol deacetylase activity. Gene Ontology annotation, cellular component: endoplasmic reticulum. The coding region runs from base 367 to 1338 and encodes 323 amino acids. NCBI's taxonomy places the organism in Eukaryota, Metazoa, Arthropoda, Insecta, Diptera, Culicidae.